GUGUGCUCGUCCGAUCUCUGAAAAUUCUCAUUAGCUAUCAGCAUGGCACUACUCUCCCCACUUACCUUGAACGCACAAAACCAUAACUCUUUCCUUAGCAAACCAUACUUGCCGUCUCUCUCAUCGAGAGCUACUACCAGAAUCCCUCUUCACAUCAAGAGGAGGUCCCUUCCUCUUUUCCGAACGCAAUGCUCGGCUAAGGGAGGAGAUGAACUUAGGUCUGGUAGUACGGCUAGCGUUAAGCCUCAGCCUUUGAUCAUUAAGUCCGACGAAGUAAAGAGGUCCGACUUCCCUCCACCUCCUCAGUUCCUCUUUGGGGCUGCUACUGCAGCAUACCAGAUUGAAGGAGCAUGGGAUCAAGAUGGGAGAGGACCGAGCAUAUGGGACCACUUCACCCAGAACCACGAAGAUAAAAUCAGUGACAAGUCCACGGGAAAUGUAGCUCUUGAUCACUACAAUAACUACAAAGACGACAUCAAAAUAAUGAAGGAGAUGGGCUUCGAAACAUAUCGCUUUUCCAUUUCUUGGUCUCGAAUAUUACCAGAAGGAACAAUAGAAGGCGGAAUAAAUCCCGCUGGAGUGGCCUUCUACAACAAUGUCAUAAAUGAAUUAUUAGCCAAUGGCAUUACGCCUUUUGUGACUCUUUUCCAUUGGGAUGCUCCGCUGGCUUUGGAGAAGAAAUAUAAUGGUUUCAGAGACAAACGAAUUGUCAAGGAUUUUGUGGAUUUUGCAAAAAUAUGUUUCAUUGAGUUUGGUGGUAGGGUUAAAAAUUGGUCAACAAUCAACGAGCCAUGGUCUUUUGCUACUCAUGGAUACAGUCUUGGGUGGCAUGCACCAUCGAGGGGCGUUGAAGGUGUUGAAUUUGGGAACCCAUUGACGGAACCAUAUAUUGUCACGCACAACCUUAUUCUUGCUCAUGCAGCUGUUGUCCAGCUUUAUAGGGACCACUUUCAGGCCAUACAAAGAGGACAAAUUGGCAUUGUAAUUAAUAGUAUAUUUUUCAAGGAAUACUCAGACUCGGAGGCUGAUAAAAAAGCUGCUAAGAGAGGGAAUGAUUUUGUUCUUGGCUGGUAUAUGGAUCCAUUCGUACAUGGAGAUUAUCCAAAAACAAUGAAGGAUAUCCUCGGAGACAGACUUCCACGAUUUACAGAAGAAGAGAAGAAAGCCAUUAAGGGCUCUUAUGACUAUUUCGGGAUUAAUUAUUACACUUCCAGUUAUGCAAAAGACAAGCCAACGUCGGGUCAAGAUUUCACUUACUUUGAUGAUAUGCAAAUAUCGCAAGAAACAAAGAAUAUUUUUGGUGAACCUAUUGGAGAACUGCAUGGUUCUUGGAUUUACGUACACCCUGAAGGAAUUAGAGAACUAUUGAUAUAUAUCAAAGAAAAUUAUAACAACCCCAACAUCUACAUUACUGAAAAUGGAACUGCUGAGAUUGACAAUCCAGAAAUAAGCAAGGAAGAAGCACUUAAGGAUGAGAAGAGAAUUGAAUAUUUGCAAUCUCAUAUUCAAAAUGUGCAUCUUGCAACAUUGGUAGACAAUGUUAACGUGAAAGGGUACUAUGUUUGGUCGCUGGCAGAUAAUUUUGAGUGGCAAAAAGGAUACACCGAAAGAUUUGGGCUUGUUUAUAUUGAUUAUGCUGAUGGGCUUAAACGUAUGCCCAAAAAAUCUGCAGGAUGGUACACCAAUUUCCUCAAGUCCUAAAUCACCUUGUAUGUGAUGACUCUCACCCUCAUGUUUUGUAGUCUUGUAUUUUACAUUUAAGGUUUGACAAUCUUCUUUAUUUGACUUUGAACAAGUCAGUCUAUGUAAUAUGAUAUGAUGCUAUAUGGUAAUAAAUCGGUGAGGUCAUUUGAGUCUUGAUGAGUUUGAA
Asparagus officinalis (garden asparagus) is the source of this 1870-nucleotide messenger RNA. Its product is annotated as beta-glucosidase 24-like. NCBI's taxonomy places the organism in Eukaryota, Viridiplantae, Streptophyta, Magnoliopsida, Asparagales, Asparagaceae. The record is from RefSeq and is a predicted model, not a curated record. The transcript has 16 exons. Gene Ontology annotation, molecular function: beta-glucosidase activity. Gene Ontology annotation, biological process: carbohydrate metabolic process. The coding region runs from base 43 to 1701 and encodes 552 amino acids.